AUGAGAUGCCAGAGUGCGGGGCAGAACAGUGGUAGCGGAGCAGAUGCAGUCUCACCAUCCCUGUCGCCACUUUCCCCUGGAUUCUCAGAGUGGCCACCGGCCCUGCCAUCCCAAUCAUUGCAGCUUCUGGGCAUGUCGCCAAAGCCUCUAACAUCAGAAGACGCAAGGUUCCUCCGCCUAUUCAGCGCUGAAGUUGGGCAGUGGAUGGAUCUCUCCGAUCUCUCACAAACAUUUUCCAGGAAGAUUUGCCGCCUAGCCAUGCAUGAUCCGUUACUGAAGGCGGCAAUUAUUGCAUGUGCGGCGAAGCAGCAGUACUUGACUGGGAGACUUUUUGAUGGGAUGCUCAUUGCACGCAAGAACUACAACACGGCCAUAUCGCUUCUCAUCGAUCGCCUUCAAGAAUCUGAGCAGCCAUUUGCCGGCUUUGGGUUUGCGGCUACUGUAAUUUGUUCAUGUUAUGAAAUGUUGGACGCCACAGGGCGGGACUGGCAGAAACACCUUGACGGAGUCUUCUCUUUUAGCCAAGUACGUAGUGUGAAUGGAUCAUCAGGGGGUAUUGAGCAAGCUGGGUUUUGGUCUAUUGCACGGCAAGAAGUGGUCUGCUCUAUUAUAAAUAAGUCCAGGCUGAGGCUUGAUCCCGACUUGUGGGCUGUGGACUUGGUCAGAAUUGGACAGGAAGGAUGUGAGGACUUGAUGAAUAACCAAAUUCUCACGAUCCUUGCAAAAGUUGCAAAUGCUAUAGCCCACUGGGAAGCUGACAAGCCGAGGAAAUUGAGGGCAGUGGAUGAAUGGAAGAGCUUAUGGGACUUACUCAACCACUGGGAGCGUUCAGUGACAGCAAAGGGCUUUAUGGAUCCAGUUUUGUAUAAGGAGGAUGGCCAAUUGUUCACUACUAUUUGGUUCACCAGAGGUGUUUGUGCAUCGUCGUGGCAAAUGUUCCACCUUACGCGGAUUUUGCUGCUGAGCAUUGAUCCCUCCCAGACUCUGGAUUGUGUGGCGGCAUUCAGGAAUAUAGAGGGAAAGCUGCAAUACCAUGCAAGGCAAAUAUGCGGCAUUGCACAAAGCAAGCCAGAAGGGAGCUGCCGUGUUAAUUCUGUUCAGCCACUGCAUUAUGCCGGGUGUUGCUUCAGCAACACAGACGAGAGAAAUGCAGUUGCCUUGCUGCUGGAGAGCAUCGAAGAGGAUCUUGGCUGGGCGGCAAAAUACAGGGCCAAUGAUUUAUACCGGCAAUGGGGUUGGCGGCGAGACUUUUAA
Aspergillus chevalieri is the source of this 1254-nucleotide messenger RNA. RefSeq lists its product as uncharacterized. Gene Ontology annotation, biological process: positive regulation of transcription by RNA polymerase II. The record is from RefSeq and is a predicted model, not a curated record. The transcript is spliced from 5 exons. Gene Ontology annotation, cellular component: nucleus. NCBI's taxonomy places the organism in Eukaryota, Fungi, Ascomycota, Eurotiomycetes, Eurotiales, Aspergillaceae. Gene Ontology annotation, molecular function: DNA-binding transcription factor activity; transcription cis-regulatory region binding. Bases 1 to 1254 code for a protein of 417 amino acids.